UGCUCUGAUUCAUUUCGUUUAGGUUUUUGUUUUUCUCCGAUCAGAUCCAAAUUCAAUUCCUUGAACUCCUCAACGGAUUCCUUAUCCGGCUGACUCUCAACUCCGCCGCGAUGUCUCUCCGCCGCACUAUCCUCGAUCUCCAACGUCAAUCCCACAGAGCCUCUCUCUCAAAAUCAUUACCUUUCUCGAUGAGUCACAUCUCCUCCGCGUCCGCCACCGCCGCCGUGAGAAACCCACUGGGAAGAGACAUCUCUUCAAUCCCCUUUGCUCUAGCCCAGAAACUCAAACCAGAUUCAACUAACCUCGUCACGGAUCGUUCGAUAUCUUCGUCAAUUCGACAGUCUGAUCUCAACAACGCAGCGACAUUCUCGCGUCUCUCGUCUUCCCGAGGUUACAGUAACGCAUCUUUCUUACCAAAAAUCCAUCUGCUCUAUCACAUAAAUGAAGGUAUGGAAGAGAUUCUGGCGGAUUACGUUCACCAAGAAAUGACUCGGAAUUUGAUGGUCAUCUCUUUGGGAUUGUUCCAGUUCAUCGUUAUCAAAGAUAUUUUCUUGUUUCUUUUCUGAAACAAGAUUACAUCUUUUGGGGGAUCUAAGGAACACUUGAACAUCACCUGUUAAAUGAAUACUCUUUCCUUUUUAUCUUAUUUCGUUUAUGAAUAAAGAACAUGAUGAUGCAUCGCAUCUUUUUUUUACCUUCAAGCUUCUGUGUGUGUUGGUUCAUUUUCUAGUUUGGUGUAAAGGCUUAAGUGGAAUUUUAAGUCUGUUCAAUAACUUUACUGGUUAGCAUUAGGAGGGUUCUUCCUGAUGCUUUGAGACUCUGUUAAGCUUUUGAUUGAAUAACAAGAAGUUCUAUCAGCUCCC
This is a messenger RNA of Capsella rubella, 863 nucleotides long. Its product is annotated as succinate dehydrogenase subunit 4, mitochondrial. Lineage: Eukaryota; Viridiplantae; Streptophyta; Magnoliopsida; Brassicales; Brassicaceae. Gene Ontology annotation, biological process: tricarboxylic acid cycle; mitochondrial electron transport, succinate to ubiquinone. The coding region runs from base 111 to 566 and encodes 151 amino acids. The record is from RefSeq and is a predicted model, not a curated record. The transcript has a single exon. Gene Ontology annotation, cellular component: mitochondrial inner membrane.